UCAGUAAACUUUCCUUUCACACCACAUUUAAUCCUUAACUGUCUCGUGUUUCAAACAGUAAUAUGUGUUGCAAAGAAUCCUUCUCCUGGUUAUUGGUGAUGUACGGUAAGCUCAACUUGUUUAUCACAGAGAAAAGUAAACGAUGGCAUCACUGCAGCCAAGCAGGAUCUGUCAAACGUAAAGAUGUAAACAAAUCGAUGUGCGGCAUUUCAAACCGGAUUGGCCGUAGUUACAUAAACAUAGUGGUUGAAGAGGCUGAGUAUAGAUCAAACUAAAAAGACAGAGAAACGCUCCACAAAAUGUCGCUCAACUCAGGCGCACGCGGAUUCCGGCGCGCACCUUCCCUGUUCCGCAACACCUUCGAACAGGUGAAAACUCGCUACGACAGCUUGCAGGCACGGCUCGAUGCAAUCACCUUUCCGGAGCGCUACAAAGGCACGAUACUGGAGAAAUGGGCCAUGUACUGGAAAAAUCUCGUCAUCGACUACAGGGAGAUGGUCAUCGACACGGGACGUACGAUGCGGGAUCGGCCCGUUCGAAGCGGUGUCUACGUGUCGCUGCUGGCCGGCAGCCUAUAUGCCGGUGCCCGCAAUCCUACCGAAACCGAUUUCUACGAACAGUUCCGCCGGUCGUACAAUGAACUGGCGCUGGUGCAUCCGACCUGCCAGAAUCCGGUCGCUUCGCGGCACCUAACGUUUCUGGAACGGUGCCACAACGAGGGCAUCCUGAGACGGUUGUCGCUGGGUGUCGUGUCGGUCCUGUGGCUCGAUAAUUACGACAAAGGGUUGGCCAUCUAUAAAGCGAUCUGCCCGUACCUGCAGCCACGAUAUCUGACCUUCCACGAGCGCAUUAUCGACGUUGGGUUCAAUGGAAAGUUUUGGAUACUGGAACGAAAAAUGGUCGACUACGAUAUCAAUGAGGAAAAUCUAUAAAGUAGGAAAUAAAUUUAAAUGUAUAAAAUCUACCA
This is a messenger RNA of Anopheles stephensi (Asian malaria mosquito), 967 nucleotides long. RefSeq names its product mitochondrial import inner membrane translocase subunit Tim29. Gene Ontology annotation, biological process: protein insertion into mitochondrial inner membrane. The record is from RefSeq and is a predicted model, not a curated record. The transcript has a single exon. Bases 300 to 932 code for a protein of 210 amino acids. Gene Ontology annotation, cellular component: TIM22 mitochondrial import inner membrane insertion complex. Lineage: Eukaryota; Metazoa; Arthropoda; Insecta; Diptera; Culicidae.